Messenger RNA from Adineta ricciae, 837 nucleotides. Lineage: Eukaryota; Metazoa; Rotifera; Eurotatoria; Adinetida; Adinetidae. The record is from the annotation of a GenBank genome assembly.
AUGAUCUUACUAAUCAGCGUUGUUCUGAUUGUGCCUCUCCAACUUCUCUAUGGUUUAAAUGCUGGUGAUCUCUAUCCAAGCUAUAGCUUAUCGCAAGAUCCACUUAAAGUUCUCGAAUGGUCGGACAAUCGUGCAUUGGCGUAUGUAACAACCGUUCGAUUAUUUGAUUACGAUCAUCAUAUAUUUCAAUACCGUCGGUAUCCAUGUCAAUAUUUCUACACUGAUGAAAUACAAUUGUUUUCUAACAAUGAAACGUCAAAUCAAUGUUCGUACAACACGACAACGAAUGAGUAUCACUACAAUUUUCAACUACACUUUGAUUCGCGUCAUGUCGAACCGUAUAUUUUGGAAAAUAUUGCUGUACAAUGUGAUUAUAUAAAUUGUAGUCUUUCGUUAUUGAAUAUAACGUACAUUUUCAUCGGCUGGAACUUAAAAGGUCGAGAUAAUAACCCUGAUUGCUCAUUCGACAUCGAUCAACUCUAUUAUGUUCUUCAUAUGCCUUACACCAUCUCCGAAGUGAUUACACUCCGAUGUAAAUCAUUAGCGGCUUGUAAUCAGUCGAAAUACAAUAUCGAACAAGCGUUACCAUCACAAGUUCAAUUGAUCUAUGGUUCAUCUUACGAACUGGAAGCUCCAUACUGUUCGUUAGAAAAAAGUCUUAGUUACAUUAUAGAAAAGAAUUUAGCGGAAACAAAUCGUCUCUUACAAAAAUUAGUCGGUUUGAUAGAACGAGGUUUUGGUCAUUCGAAUGCAAAUGGACAAGCGAAAAUGAACGACUAUGUCGAACAGGCUUCGAACAAAUCGAACGAAAUUUUCGUAAAGAACAACUCGAAUUGA